AUGGCCCAAGAUCUUGUUAGAGUCGCCAGCCUGAUUGAAGGCGUUGAGAUGCACGUACGCUCAAGUAACGACAACGGUCCCGUCAGGCGCAACGUCGACAAUCUUGGCCUGGACCAGUCCCUCAUGGACCUCGAAAACGGCGUCGUAGGCUGGGAGGGCGAGGACGACCCCAAGUAUCCCCCAAACUUUACUCCUACUCGCAAGUGGCUCAUCACCGCCCUCCUCUCUACUCUGGCCUUCAUGACGCCGUUUGCGUCGUCCAUCAUAGCACCCGCCAUCGGGUACAUUGCCGACGACUUUGGCGUCCCUGAUAUUACAAAGAGCGCCAUGCCCGUGAGCAUCUUUCUCCUUGGGUACGCCGUCGGGCCUCUCUUUCUAUCACCCCUGUCGGAGAUCUACGGCCGUAGAAUUGUCAUGAUGGCCUCUAAUCUCGUCUUUUGCCUCUUCCUUGUUGCCUGCGCGCUGUCCCCCUCGAUUGACCUCCUCAUAUUCUUCCGCUUCAUGUGUGGAGUUGGAGGAUCUGCCUCACAGACCGUCGGAGGAGCCGUCAUCGCCGAUUUAUUCGCCGUUGCUGAGCGUGGAAACGCUAUGACUAUAUGGAUCCUAGGUCCGAUCCUAGGACCCUCGUUGGCGCCGCUAAUCGGCGGUUUCGUGGCUGAGUCGAUCGGUUGGCGAUGGGCUAAUUGGAUUACACUCAUUCCUGCUUCCGUGCUUCUGGUCGCCAUGGUGUUUGUGUAUCCCGAAACUCACCACGAGGUACUUAUUCAGCAGAAGACGAGGAGAUUGGCCAAGGCCCUCGAUCGGCCGGACCUGUGUAGCUGUUACGCAGAUGCGGCAGAAAAGGCUGCCAGCAGCACCGACAUCAUCCUGUCUGGGCUUGUUCGACCGCUCAAGUUGCUGUUCAGCUCGACAAUCAUCUUUGGAGUGUCCCUAUAUGUGGCUUUUGGCUACGGAUGCCUCUACCUGCUGUUCAAUACAAUCCCUAUUGUUUUCCGCGGCAGUUACAAUUGGUCAGCAGGCAUCUCGGGCAUCGUCUACCUGGCACUUCUUUUCGGAUACCUCAUAGGCCUUUUAGCCUUCUCCCUCCUUUCGGAUAAGACGGUCCAUCAUAUGACUACUGCAAACGGGGGCGUUUACGAGGCCGAGAUGCGGCUUCCUUUCUGCAUUUACUUUGCCGCUCUUCUUCCAAUCUCGUUCUUCUGGUACGGCUGGAGUAGCGACCAAGCUGUCCACUGGGCUGUGCCAAUUCUAGGACUGGCUCUCUUUGGGAUAGGCUUCGAGGGCAUCUGGCUACCUACUCAGCUCUACAUUGUUGAUGGGUACUCUCGCUAUGCCGCUAGUGCCCUUGCUGCCUUUUCUGUGAUGAGGAGUAUACUUGCCGCAUUCCUCCCUCUGGCUGGGCCGGCAAUGUAUGAGAGGCUGGGUGUUGGCUGGGGCAACUCCGUCUUGGGUUUCAUCUCUUUAGCCAUGGUUCCUAUCCCGGCGCUGAUAUACAAAUUUGGAGGGAGGAUGAGAAAGAAUGAGAAGCUCAGGCUUUGA
Molecule: messenger RNA, 1539 nt
Organism: Clonostachys rhizophaga
Lineage: Eukaryota; Fungi; Ascomycota; Sordariomycetes; Hypocreales; Bionectriaceae
Source: the annotation of a GenBank genome assembly